Messenger RNA from Aspergillus calidoustus, 822 nucleotides. Lineage: Eukaryota; Fungi; Ascomycota; Eurotiomycetes; Eurotiales; Aspergillaceae. The record is from the annotation of a GenBank genome assembly.
AUGCCUACUCCGGUGCAUGAUUUCUUCGCUAGCUCUGUGGCCCUCGAGAUAUAUAAACAGCUUCAGUCCAUUGCAAAUGGCGACAGCGCAGCAAGCAAGUUCGCGAAGCAAAUCCAAAGCGGAGGGUCUUCCCGUAUAUUUUUAAAAGACGGCGAUUCUGGUGAAGAGACGGCAGUUCCAAGGACCUUUCCACACAGACAACCUGACGCGCAAUUCCAAUAUCCCCGCACAGCAUAUCCUGGUAUAGUCCUGGAGGUUUCUUAUUCACAAAACGGGAAGGAUCUUCAGAAGUUGGCUCGAGAUUAUAUACUACAGUCCAACGGCGAUAUUAAGGUGGUAAUUGGCUUCAAUAUCAAUUACGGCGAAACAGAAGAAUCAACCGUGUCUCUGUGGCGCCCCUUGUAUAUUCAAGAAAAAGGAGAGGAAUACGAUAUGCUUGAUGUGCAGCAGGAAAUCAAAUAUGAACCCUUUCGAACUCCGGACGGAGUAUAUGUGAACCAAACUCAGCAUAUACGCCUAGAGCUGAGCGACUUUGCGCCUGACAGAGUGUCGGCAGACUUUCAUGGUUUAUAUCUGGAUAUCAGUUACGAGAAACUUGCCGACUUUCUUAGAGAUGCUGAGGAAAUGCGCCAAGCAAGGGAGUCGGGCGUUGGUAUUAAAACUGACCGAAAGACAAGAAAGCGAAAGUACUCGUCAUCUUCGGCCGAAGAAAUAAAGACGGAGGACGAGGCUGAACAUUGUCUUCGGGAGACAGAAGACGCGCAACGCUCCGCCGCGCGCGAUACUGACUAUAACCCACUUUCCAGGAGAAGGAGGAUAUAG